AUUUGAAUGUGAGCCGCUUUGGGUCCCUUGUUAGGAGAAAUGUGGAAUAACAAUGAUGAUAACUGUGAAGGGGCCCAGAGCAAAUUCCAAUAUCCAUAAUAAUACUUUUAUUGGUUAAUAAAGGUGUGCAAACCAGACACAACAUCAUUGCUUCCUAAAUGGCCAAAAAAGCAUUAAAGGGAAAGCUGGACCUUAACCCCUCAUUGACUGCGAGCUGCUCCCACGAAUUACUGUACAGUAUUAUGAAAUGUCCCGAGACCAGCCGUAAAGUCUCGCGAUGAAAGGCGAGAGGAGGAGGAGUUCGGAGAGAUUCCAGAGAGGCUGUACGAGGGUGAGGCAGGCGGAACAGCGCCGCCAGUUGGCCGGUGGGUUGCCCGGGUUGCUAGGAUACCGUUGGCCGCGCGGAGAGACGAGGCCCUUGGAAGGCAUUCGGUGAAUCAACCGCCCCCCUCCCUGGGCUGGAGAGACGGGAAUAAAGAGGGAGGCAGAAAACUUGAAGAAAAGAAAAAAAAAUGGCGAGUAAUCACAAACCACCUACAGCACGUCCUUCUUCAAGAGCAGGAAUGGGGUUGGGUGCCAGACCACCAUCUUCCUCAUUACGGCCGCCAUCUGCAGCCUUACUUGGUGGUGGAAUCCCUCCAGGCACUUCAAGGCCAGGAACACGCGGUGGAUCCGUAGGUACAGGUCUGGUUUUAUCUUCUCAAAUCAAAGUUGCGGACCGUCCAGUGACUCAGCAAGGGCUCAGUGGGAUGAAAACAGGAAUGAAAGGUCCACAGAGACAAAUUAUGGACAAAUCCUAUUACCUGGGAGUUCUUAGAAGCAAAAUAAAUGAGCUCACGACAGAAAUCAACAAGCUGCAGAAAGAAAUUGAUAUGUACAAUCAAGAGAAUUCUGUUUAUCUGUCCUAUGAAAAAAGAGCAGAGUCUUUAGCUAGCGAAAUCAAAGAAUUUCAAGGACAGCUAGCAGACUACAAUAUGCUCGUGGACAAACUUAAUAUGAAUACUGAUAUGGAGGAAGUAAUGAGUGAUUAUAACCUGCUGAAAGCUCAAAAUGAUCGUGAAGCUCAAGGCACAGACCUGAUUUUUACAGAAAGGCAAAGUAAAGAAAAGCAAAUUCAGGUUGUGGAAGAGGAGAUCCAGCAGGAAAAGCAGGCAGCAGAAAAUAUAAUUAAAAAUAUGUCUGAAGAAGAUCAGGCUAAAUACAUGGAGACAAAAGAGGCAAAUGAAAAGCUUUUGCAGGAAUUAUGUGCUUUACAGCAGGAGCUGGACACAGUGAACAUGAAAGAACAAGCAUUAGAAGCUGAAAUAGCACACUCCCAAGUUAAGCAAGAGGCACUACAACUGUAUGAAAAACUUCAUGGUCUUGAAGAACAUCGUGAUCAAAUGAUUGAAGAGGACAAAAAUGUGGGAUCUCCCCAGGAGGAAAGAGAUAGAUUGCUAAAACAGGUGAAAGAAGACAAUCAAGAAAUAGCAAUCAUGGAGAGACAGUUAACUGAGAUAAAAGAAAAGAUUGAUCAUCUUAAUGAAGGAAUACGGCAGGUUGAUAUGGAUCUUGAAGAGCAGCAAGGCGAGAAAAAUCUGAAACAUAAGGAGUUGAAGAAGAGAGAAGAAAGCAUGGACAGCUUUCUUGAAUCUUUUGAAGAGACGAAGAACCAGGAACUGGAACGGAAAGCACAGAUAGAGGCCAAUAUUGUGGCACUUUUAGAGCACUCAAGCAGAAAUGUAAAUCGUAUCAAGCAAAUAUCUUCAGUAACAAAUCAAGAACUGAAGAUCAUGCAGGAAGAUCUUACUUUCAAAUCAAGUGAAAUGCAGAAAUCCCAGAGCACUGCUAAAAACCUGGGUUCAGACAGUCAGCGUCUUCGGAUGGAUCUCCAGAAGAUGGACCUGUUAGAAGGCAAGAUGAUAGAUGAACUGAAUUCCCUGAAAGAAAAAAAUGAACAAAUGACUAAGGACUUAGAACUAUACAAUAAUCUGCCAGCUCUGAAAGCAGCAGGAGAAGAAAAGAAAAAGAAACUGCAAGAAGAGAAAGAAAUGCUUACAAAGCGCAGAGAUGCUUUCAAAAAAACUAUGGAGCAUCUGAAUAAAGAAUAUGAAGGGCUGAAGCUGCAGCUCCAAGAGAAUGAAACACAUGCGCAGCUUACAAAUCUGGAAAGGAAGUGGCAGCACCAUGAACAAAAUAACUUUGUCAUGAAAGAAUUUAUAGCAACAAAAGGCCAAGAAAGUGAUUACCGGCCCAUAAUGAAGAAUGUGAUGAAGCAAGUUGCAGAAUACAACAAAACUCUCAUUGAAGCUUUACAGAGCAGCAGGAGUUGAAUCGUCUUUUAUGUGUCAAUGAUACCUUUUGUCAGAAUAUUGCCUGAAGUUUUUCAAGAAGAUUCUUGAUACUGGAAUACACACAUAUUAUCAUUACUAUUCCAUGCAAGCUAAAACUACAUCCAAAGUGUGCCGUUCUAAAUACAAUCCUGUUGUCUUACGACAACUAUUCAUUUAAAGUAUCUUAAUGUACACAGUUUUAACCUUGCUAGUAAGCAAUGUGAUGUAAUUUAAGUAUUUUGAAAUACAGGUUCUAGCUGGUAGUGUAAAUGGAGAUGUAAAGAUAUUGGAAUAUUUACUUCAACAACAGAAAAUAUUAUAUUUGUGCCUACAGUUUUAUUAAUUUACCUUUUUGUAUAAGAAUUCUAUAAGGGAAUGGGAACGUUGAAUUGUCAAUGUCAGCUAUGUAGCAGAUAGUUAUAAAAUAAAGAUAUUUGAUGAGAA
Messenger RNA from Pogona vitticeps (central bearded dragon), 2756 nucleotides. It is a transcript of the gene IFT74, whose product is annotated as intraflagellar transport 74. Gene Ontology annotation, cellular component: cilium; intraciliary transport particle B. NCBI's taxonomy places the organism in Eukaryota, Metazoa, Chordata, Lepidosauria, Squamata, Agamidae. Gene Ontology annotation, biological process: cilium assembly; intraciliary transport involved in cilium assembly. The record is from RefSeq and is a predicted model, not a curated record. Gene Ontology annotation, molecular function: beta-tubulin binding.